CUCUUUCUCUCCUUCUUUCCCUCCUCUUCUCUUCUUUCUUUGUGCUUUGUUAAUUUGCUAGUUACUGGUCAAAACGACAUAAUAGCCUGAUACUAGCAAAAGACAAAAAGAAAUAUACAGAGGAAAUAAAAUAGCCGGCUACACACACACUGCAAACCAGGGCGGUCAGGCUACCUUAACCUACGGACUCCGGACUUCACCUGGACUUAUAUCCGCCCAAUCGAAGGCGGCGUGACGAACACAAGCAGCCCUCCAAGAAAGUGGUGGCCAUUUGACUAAGGGAAAACGCCAUCUCUUCUUCCUCUCUCUUUUCCUGCUUCUUUUCAUCGAAAUUGAAUAGGAGAAAGAUAGAAAGCUUAGAUUUAUAGAAUUAUUCUUUUUGAAAAUGACCGCUUCGGAAAGGCAGCCUCUGAUGAGUCGCUUCCACUGCGGCAUCACCGCCCCCAAAGCUGCGAAAUGGGCCUCUGCAAUCGUCUCGCGCCGUGAUCCCUCGCGGUUCAUCCCGCAGACCAUCGCCCACCGAGGCUUCAAGGCUUCGUUUCCCGAGAACAGCAUGGCGGGGUUCCGGGCGGCCGUCGAGGUUGGCGCCCAUGCGCUGGAGACGGAUGUGCAUCUUUCCAAGGACGGCGUUGUGGUGUUGUCACAUGACCCUUCGCUCAAACGAUGCUUUGGCGUCGAUCUCCUCAUCAAGGACUGCACCUGGUCCUAUCUAUCCAGCCUUCGUACUCUCAAGGAACCCCAUGAACCGCUACCUCGGCUGGUGGAUUUGCUAGAGUAUCUGGUGUCUGGGCCGGAGACGGAGAAGAUUUGGGUCUUGCUGGAUAUCAAGAUCGACGACAAGCCCGAGGAUCUGCUGCGAGCCGUCGCAUGUACCUUUACAGAAGUAUCAUCCGCAACGCCAUGGGACGAACGCAUCAUUCUCGGAUGCUGGAACGCCACAUUCAUGAAGGCCGCCCUCGCCUUCCUCCCCGGCUUCCCCCUCGCCCACAUCUCAACCUCCCUCUACUACUCCCGCCACUUCCUCCCCAUCCCCAACCUCGGCUUCAACAUGUUCCAGCUCCUCCUCGUCGGGCCCCUCGGCGGCUGGUUCCUCUCAAAGGCCAAAUCCGCCACCCGUCCCGUCUUCGCGUGGACCGUCAACAGUCCCAAGUGGAUGGAGUGGUGCAUUCGCAAAAACAUCCCCAGCACUCCUCCUUCUCUCCCAUCAGCCUCAUCUUCAUCAUCGGCCUCUUCCCUCUCAGUAGACCCUAAACUCGACUCCUCUAUUCCGAACCCAGUCCUCAUUGACGGCGUCAUCACCGACGACCCGAGGCUCUUCCUGCAGGUCUGCUCCCGCGUCGAGGAUGACCUCGACGGCAAGACGAAGUCCUCCUCCGCCGUCACCGGCCGUCCGAAUCUUAGUGUCGUUCUUGGCUCGCUGACUUCCGGGCUUGGUACUACCUGCGGCAUCCUCUUCAUCAACGUCUUCGCCACGAGCUUCUUCUGGUAUAGGCGGCUUCAGGGCAGGGUGGACAAGUUUGACGUUGGCUUUUUCAAGAAUUUCCAGACUUGAAGCGUUCAGGAAAUCCCAAUAUUAGCUAUCCUUUUCAUCUUUUUUUUUUCUUGGUCAAGCGGAUUUGGUUGGAUUGCUGUUAGAAACGAGUUACAUCUUCUCCUUUUUUACAUCCUCUUGUUUUUGGUUCAGAUCCUUAAUGAUCAUUAGACAGACUGCAGACUCAUAUCAGACACAUAGAUAACGCAGGACAUAACGGAACAGCACAUACUUUUUUUCAAGUCAUUCAGAGUUAGGAAUAUACCAUCUACGUUUGUUCUUGUCUAUAUGCCUGACCUCCGCUUGUUCUUCCCCUGAGAAGCUCAACUCAUAAUAAACGCAACCUCCUCUCACUUGGCAGCAAAGGGGGAUACCUGUAGUAAUCCUGCCAAAAAAAAAAAAAAAAAAAAAAAAAA
Trichoderma harzianum CBS 226.95 is the source of this 1947-nucleotide messenger RNA. RefSeq lists its product as hypothetical. Gene Ontology annotation, molecular function: phosphoric diester hydrolase activity. The record is from RefSeq and is a predicted model, not a curated record. Bases 386 to 1552 code for a protein of 388 amino acids. Lineage: Eukaryota; Fungi; Ascomycota; Sordariomycetes; Hypocreales; Hypocreaceae. The transcript is spliced from 5 exons. Gene Ontology annotation, biological process: lipid metabolic process.